AUGGUUUGCCGUACCUUUUUGUUCCUCUCCGUUAUCUGCGUUGCUCUCGUCAAUGGUGUUCCUGUCACUAAAGGGACUGAAGACCAUUCAUCCACUCCAUCAUCUGCUGGUACACGCUUAUCUGCACGUCAGGAUCAUGGCACAAGCGGUUUAUGUAACUUGCCUGGUAUUAGCCUUGUCGCGGCAAUGACGGGACUUUGUUCAUCAACUACAACGACAGGAGACUCAACUGGAACCCUGGAUGGCGUUGUCGGGCCACUGGGUGGCGAUACGGGUGCCGUAAGUGGCCUUACCGGGUCAGAUCAGACUGCACCAGCACCAGCAGAACAACCUAGCGGAGCAACCGAAGCCGCUAAUGGAGCAGGAUCAACAGGACAAGCUGGAGGGGCAGCUGCCGCUAAUGGAGCACCUGGCCCUUAA
Halteromyces radiatus is the source of this 420-nucleotide messenger RNA. RefSeq lists its product as uncharacterized. The transcript has a single exon. NCBI's taxonomy places the organism in Eukaryota, Fungi, Mucoromycota, Mucoromycetes, Mucorales, Cunninghamellaceae. Bases 1 to 420 code for a protein of 139 amino acids. The record is from RefSeq and is a predicted model, not a curated record.